This is a messenger RNA of Physeter macrocephalus (sperm whale), 6553 nucleotides long. It is a transcript of the gene SPPL2A, whose product is annotated as signal peptide peptidase like 2A. Lineage: Eukaryota; Metazoa; Chordata; Mammalia; Artiodactyla; Physeteridae. The coding region runs from base 1352 to 2866 and encodes 504 amino acids. Gene Ontology annotation, biological process: membrane protein proteolysis. Gene Ontology annotation, molecular function: aspartic endopeptidase activity, intramembrane cleaving. The transcript is spliced from 18 exons. Gene Ontology annotation, cellular component: cytoplasmic side of endoplasmic reticulum membrane; Golgi-associated vesicle membrane; lumenal side of endoplasmic reticulum membrane. The record is from RefSeq and is a predicted model, not a curated record.
CCUGCCCUCUCCCGCGCCUACGCGGCCUGCUCUGGGUUUUUGCUUUCAUCCCCAUUCCUGUCCCACUACUCCCUUUCCGCCAGCCCCCAUUCCCGUCCUCUGAAGUCCCGGUACCUACCCCCGAGAAAGCUACCUGCCGAGCCCCUAAUACGACUCGGACUUUGGUGCUUCUCCUCUAUAGUUUUUCACUGAACCAGGCGUUUUGAAUUGACCUAUGAAUUUUAUUGUCCAGUCUUUCUUACCGCUGCUUAACCCGCACUCCCCCCAACCCCAACCCCGAAAGAAGGGAAAAAAACGUAUACCCGAUCCCUGGAUGUUUAGGGGUUCAAGGACUGCGCUUUAGUUUAAUUGCUCUCAUACAGAUUUUUUUCUUCCUCCUCUGUAGUUUCUGCUUCGCCUUAGGGCUCAUUUGAUUCCAUUCUGGGGCUUUCUGGUAACAGUAAUAAUUUAAAAUACUUUUUUAAAGAACACACCAAAGUGUAAUUCUUUUAGUGGGUUUUAGUGGGUUUCAAUUCUCUGCCUAGUUUAAAGGGUAGGAGAGCCGGUUAAGUAACAGUAACAAAUAUGUGUACACAAGUUUGUUUUCGUAAUUAGAGAAAAGUAAUGUCUUAAAAUUCAACACCAAGCAGAAGCUUCAGUGAAUGGGUGACCAACAUCAGAGCAUCACUUGGAAGCUGGUUAGAAAUGUAUAAUCAUGGGCUCCUCCUAAGACCUGCUGGAUCAGAAUCUGAUUUUAACAGAACAUUAAAUUCAAGAAGCACUGAUCUAUAAUAAAGGAAAAGAAGAGUACAAGGGCUUCUGUGGUGGUGCAGUGGUUAAGAAUCUGCCUGCCAAUGCAGGGGACACGGGUUCGAGCCCUGGUCCAGGAGGAUCCCACAUGCCGCAGAGCAACUAAGCCCAUGCUCCACAACUGCUGAGCCUGUGCUCUAGGGCCUGUGUGCCACAACUACUGAGCCUGCGAGCCACAACUACUGAGGCCACAUGCCACAACUACUGAGCCUGUGCUCUAGAGCCCGUGUGCCACAACUCCUGAAGCCUGCGUGCCUAGAGCCCGUGCUCUACAACAAGAGAAGCCGCCGCAAUGAGAAGCCCUCACACCACAACGAAGAGUAGCCCCUGCUCGCUGCAACUAGAGAAAGCCCACACGCAGCAAUGAAGACCCAACGCAGCCAAAAAUAAAUAAAUAAAAUAAAUUUAUAUAAAAAAAGAAGAGUAUAAGCUAAUAAAUGUAGAGGAUUGACAUUCACCAUUUCACAACCCCCAACAUAAUAUGUAAAAUUAAAUUCAGGCAUGGAGGCUAAAACACUAGACAGCUGCUCAGGAAGCAAUCCUGCAUGCAUCUGGAAAUGGCAUGCCUUCACCAUCUAAGGACUACUGCAUGCUAUAUAACCCUCAUUGGACAGCUCUUCCAAGUACCCUAGAAAAUGCAACUUCCAUUAGUUUAAUGAAUCUGACUACCACACCACUGUGCAACCUUUCUGAUAUUCCUCCUGAUGGAAUAAAGAACAAAGCAGUUGUGGUACAGUGGGGAACCUGCCAUUUUCUUGAAAAAGCCAGAAUUGCACAAACAGGAGGUGCUGAAGCAUUGUUGGUUGCCAAUAACAGUGUCCUCUUUCCUCCCUCAGGGAACAAAUCUGAAUUUCAUGAUGUGAAAAUACUGAUUUCAUUUAUAAACCACAAAGACUUUAAAGAUAUGAAGCAGACUCUCGGAGGUAACAUUACUGUGAAAAUGUAUUCUCCAUCGUGGCCUAACUUUGACUAUACUAUGGUGGUUAUUUUUGUAAUUGCUGUGUUCACCGUGGCAUUAGGAGGAUACUGGAGUGGGCUAAUUGAAUUGGAAAGCAUGAAGGCAGUGACAAACACUGAAGAUAGAGAAAUGAGGAAAAAGAAGGAAGAAUAUUUUACUUUUAGUCCUCUAACAGUUGUAAUAUUUGUGGUCAUCUGCUGUAUUAUGAUGGUCUUACUUUAUUUCUUCUACAAAUGGUUGGUUUAUGUUAUGAUAGCAAUUUUCUGCAUAGCAUCAGCGAUGAGUCUGUACAACUGUCUUGCUGCACUAAUUCAGAAGAUACCAUGUGGACAAUGCAUGAUUAUGUGUCGUGGCAAAAGCAUUGAAGUGAGACUUGUUUUUCUCUCUGGACUGUGCAUAGCAAUAGCUGUUGUUUGGGCUGUAUUUCGAAAUGAAGAUAGGUGGGCUUGGAUUUUACAGGAUAUCUUAGGGAUUGCUUUCUGUCUGAAUUUAAUUAAAACACUGAAGUUACCCAACUUCAAGUCAUGUGUGAUACUUCUAAGCCUUCUCCUCCUCUAUGAUGUAUUUUUUGUUUUCAUAACACCAUUCAUCACAAAGAAUGGUGAGAGUAUCAUGGUUGAACUUGCAGCCGGACCUUUUGGAAAUAACGAAAAGAAUGAUGGAAACUUGGUGGAAGCCACUGCUCAACCCUCAGCUCCCCAUGAGAAAUUACCAGUAGUCAUCAGAGUACCAAAGCUGGCCUAUUUCUCAGUAAUGAGUGUGUGCCUCAUGCCAGUUUCAAUAUUGGGUUUUGGAGACAUUAUUGUACCAGGCCUGUUGAUUGCAUACUGUAGAAGAUUUGAUGUUCAGGCUGGUUCUUCUAUAUACUAUGUUUCCUCCACAGUUGCCUAUGCUGUUGGUAUGAUACUUACAUUUGUUGUUCUGGUGCUGAUGAAAAAUGGGCAACCUGCUCUCCUCUAUUUAGUACCUUGCACACUUAUUACUGCCUCAGUUGUUGCUUGGAGACGUAAGGAAAUGAAAAAGUUCUGGAAAGGUAGCGGCUAUCAGAUGAUGGACCAUCUGGACUAUGCAACAAAUGAAGAAAACCCUGUGACUGCUGGUGAACAGAUUGUCCAAUAAUAAUAUUAUGUGGACUUGCAAUAAUGUGUCAAUUGAUUUUCUACAAAUAGAGUUGGCCGUUUUAAAUUGGCUUUUGAAUUGACAAUCUGAAAGAAACUUCAGUGAAGUGCUUGCAAAUAUGUAUUUUUAAGAGCUGGUACUGACAACUACAUGAUAAGUAAUUAAAAUACAUUUGCUUUUAACUAUGUUAAAGUUGUGCCUUCACAUUAAAUAAAAGCAUAUGGUCUGUGUAAUUUUCAAGAUGUAAUAUAUACAGUAUAUUUUUCUAAAAAAAAAAUCUUCAUCCACCCCUGUACUUUUCUUACUGAAAUCUCUUUCUUUCAACUCUAAUGAUAGUUAAAAGUAUUUGUCAAAGUGAGUUUCUGAGCAGAUUUUACUGUAAAGAAUUAUGCAAAUUUUAUGCUGUAUAGAAAUAACUGUUUAAGACCAUGUAAGAAGGCAGUUCAGCAAUGGAAUUUUAGACCUUUUAUCACUGCAGAGGUUAGAAAUAUAUAAUUUGGGAAUAUAUAUAAAUGUGUAUUUUUGUAGCAUAAGUUUAAAAAAAACCCCAAUCCUUUUUUAAACUUGAGAACCUAAAUUACUUCAGACUACAUAUAUAUUAUAUUAGAAUAUUUUUCCAGAUAUAGAGAAACAUAAUAUAUAGAACUAGUCAUUAAAAGGAAACAAAAACUGAAAUCCACAGUUUUCAGUUCUGCUGUUUCCUUGAAGAUGUAGUUUAAAUUUCUAAACUAACAUUUAAUUCCACUAUGGUAUUUCUGAUCUCUGAAGUUUGGUUCUGCUAAUGUUAAGACUUAAUAUUUUGUAAAAAUUAUUUUUCUUAUUAAAUUAUGUAUUAAUACAUAUGACUCAUUGUUUGAGUGUUAACAUCCCUAAUAAUCCCCUCCCCUACCUUUUUUUCCCCUGGUCCCUACUCUUUUCUCUGUAGGAAACCACUGUUAACUUUUUAAAAUUUGGAUGGAGAAUGGUUUACUAAUAUACAAAGUGUGCUUCAGAGAAAAGAAUUGGAGACAGAAGACAGGAGACUGGGUGUUAGUCUCAAUUUAAUUACAAGAGUUUGAGUAAAUUUUAUUAGCUCAAUAAAACUGUAUCUCAGCUUUCUCAUCUGCAAAAUGAGUAUGUUAGACCAACUAAUCACUUUGGCAUCUUCCAACUUGAAAAAAUCUUUCUCAUUCUUUGCUAAAUCUCAGAUGUGGACUUGAACAUUAUCCUGGGAGUCAUAGGUCACAUUAUCUUUCCAUUUUCUUUUAUUUUCUCUAAGAAAUUCCCAAAUGAAAAGAGAUUGCAAAGACAGCAGGAUUUUGUAUUUCUCUGUGAAUAAUGUACAAGAUAUGUGAACAAAUCCAUGAUUUUUCAUCCUAAGGCCAGUUUAACUGAUUAAAAGAUAAAGCUAAUACCUUUAAAAAUGGAUCACACCUUUGAUGUUUGAACUAAAUUUAGUAUUUGAGGGAAUUAGAUGCUUUUGAUUAAUUGUUAAGUUGCUGAGUAAUUUAUAGAUGUAGAAGCUCCCUUGACAGUCAGCCCUUCUUUCUACUUAAUACACUUAUGGGUCAUUUGGUUUAUGGCAAAUAACAAAUAAGUAUCUGACAAGUAAGAGUUCAUGUUAAUUUUGCCUCUAUAAUAUAAAGUUUGAAUUUUUUCCAAAGAAUUUAAUUUAUUUGGCAGACUCUGAUAGAGAGAACAGAUUAAGUGCCAUGUUAAAGCUCCAACUAUAUUUUCAUUUAUAAUAUCAAUAAAAUGUUUGCCAGAAUACAGCUUUGUUAAGUAAAAUUAUCUGCACUCUUAUCCCAGCUUUAGAAUAUUCAAAAGCCUCAACCACAUUUUAUGAAGAAUGUUAAGAGAAAAUUUUACAUCUAGAAAUCUGGAAUCUUAAUUCUUUGAUGCAAAUUCUACUUUAUCCAACCAUUAGUUAUCAAGAAGGUAAAACCUUGUUCUAGUUUGCUAUUUAAAUCUUACAGAUUAAAUAGAAAUAACAUAAAAAGUGAAAUUUCUUAAGUUUCUCCAUCUUCAAUAUCAACUUUAUAUUGUACUUAGUCCUUCUAGCAACUGAACUGAAAAUAUUUAUAGAAAUUACAAUAAAGUGCAGAAAUAUUUGGGGAAUCAAAAUAUAAGCAAAAGAUAGCAGAGAUGGAAAUUUGGCUUUAGAAAACUGAAUCAUUUCUUCCUCUCUUGCCCUCCCACCACGAAUAACUUUAAGGGGAGGAGAAGUUUGUUUUUUUCCUAAACAUGUCUUUGAAACAAUAAGAUAUAUUGUAGGAGAUUACUUACUUCCAAAAAAAAAAUAGUCUGAGAAAUUCCCUAUGAACAUUCUUGUAGUUUAUCAAACAGAAAUUAUUAAAUACCUCAAAUUGUGAAGUCAAUGAUUUUUACUUGAGUUUAGUUCGGCAAAGAUAAAUAUGAGGUUUGUGGGAAAGGACUUUGAUAUUUUACUACGUUAUGUUUCCUUCUAGCUUGUAGAUUUUUUUUUUAGAUUAGCAAUACGUUAUUAGUAGACUCGGCAAUUUAUUUCUCUUUUGAAGGAAGAAAAUUUUAACCCAUCUGCUGUUGGCAUUUAUUGAUUUUAGUUACAUGUUCAUAGAGAUUUUGAUGAAAUGGUACAUUUGGAGUAAAUACAAAUGAGCUUUCCAGUUUUCCUUUGUUUUUUAAAUUUCUGCCUUAGAUAUAAGCAGAAACUAAUUUAUUUAAGUUUGGUCUCUAAAAUGUCAACUUGAUCUCAGCUAAUGAGACUUCACAAACAGGAAUUGCUUUUCAGAAUACUGGAUUGCACUAGUUUGAAAGGCUUUAUAUUUUCCCAUUAACAAGGAAAAAAGUUGUUAUGCCAAACAACCCGUUUUACAGUUUAAAAAAUUUAUUUUCAGUGCUCUAUUUACCUCAGAGGUAAUUCUAAAGGAGGUAGGGGAGGGUAAUGAAAAUAAAAUCAAAAUACUGAAUAAAAAUCAGUUUAUGUUUCCUGGAAGAAAGAUACUCUAUAAAUUCAAGAGAUCUGAAUCAAAUGACUUAACCUUUGGAAUUUGAAAGAAAUUAUGUAGUACUCACAAUUAGGAUUACUGAAUUUUCAGAGUAAACAAAAUGACUUAUAAGAGUAAUAUACAGGCCAUAUUACAGUGAAAGUCAUAUAUGUAAAUUUUCUUGUUUAAUGUUUCCAUAAGGACACUUUUGUAUCUAAGAAAAUGUUCAUUGGGGAAAAUUUUUUUAACUAAAUUUUUUAGAAUAGUCCUACAUUAUUUGCAAUUAAGGGACAACUAAAAGAAAAAAAUGUGGAAUAUUUAAUGUCAUGAUUUGUUUCUUUGAUUAAGCAUAAAAAGUAAACAACUUAUUUUCCUUUGGAAUAUGGAUUUUUUUUCAGUAUCUAAAGUUUAUCUGGUUAGCCUUGAGAUUUCCCAAUGAGACAAGUCAAUGUAAAUUAGGUGGGUUUUGCUUGUUUUAUACCUUCUGUUGUCUUUUGAUCAUAUGAGAACCUUUUUUAAAGUACAUGAUUGAAUUUUUACUUCUUAGAUGGAGGUUUGAGUGUGAAAUUCUUUUAACACUUUGAUAUGUUAGUGUAAAUUAGUACUUUUAUAGCACUACUAGGCUUUAUUUUUUUAUGGAACAUGAUUUAAAAUUUUUUGAAGUGUUAAUUUGGCAGUGCUUUAAAACUCUUCAUUAUGUGCCAAUACUGACAAGAAAAACCGUUUUUUUUAAUGUAUUGAA